GUCAUUAUAAUCAAAACGGAUUUCAAAUUCGAACUUAAACUGGCGUAUAAAAUAAAAAUUGUGAAGCGUCUUCGGUUUGUUGUUUGUUAAAACUAAAUGUGUUCCGUAUUUUCAGUGAAUAUUCUUUAUCAUAUUUGAUUAUAUAAAUGGCUUCCAUGGUUGACCACCUUAACAAGCUGAGAGAGGAACGAAUUGCGAGAGAGAAAGCAAGGAUAGAAAAGCUAAGAGAACUAAAUCUGAAAAAAUAUAGUAGCAAUGAUUUCCAACUCCCGAAAUCUUCUUCUUCUGUAUCUAUCACUGCCAAACCAAGAUCAGAGGUUGCAGCAGUAGCUCCUACCACAUCCAAAUCUGACACUCAAACUAUCAUCAAAAACAAUAAUAGUAGUACUAAAAAUAUUUUUAAAAGACCAACUACAGCGCUUAAAAUCCACCCAAAUAAAGAUGGAGGUAAAAAUAUUUCAACAAAUAAUGCUAAUCUAACAACUAGUAAACUUCCUGAGAAAAGUAAAGUAGUCAUCUCUGUGAAAACCGUUAGCAACAAAGUAUGUGGUGAUGUUAAAAAUAGAGAUGAUAACAACACAAAACAGGUUUCGGUCGGAAAAGUUACUAUUCAGAACACCAAAAUACCUAACAAAGUUAAAACUAAUGUGAUGAACACUGUAAAUGAUAAAAAAUUAAAUAAUCAAGUUGAAAAUAAAGAAAGUGAAGAUUUAAAAAAUGCUAAAGAAAAAGGACCCAAUGAAAAGAGUAUUCCGAAAGUUUUAGUAACUGGUCAAGCAAAUGACCCUGAUCUAAACACGGAAGCUGAAACCGUAGAUGAUAAACCCCUGACACAAAUUUACUCUGAAACAGACAUUCAAGUUAAAAAGAGUAAUUUAAAAACCGCGAUACCAGUGCAAAAACUAAACGGGGCUAAACCUCUUAAUGGAUACCAAGUGAUUAAUAAAAACAAUUUUAAUUCACGCAAAAGUAUUGCUGUACUACCCAAAUUUGAUAAUAAACCGAAAACAUUUAACAGAAGAAAAACUAUGCUUCCUGAGCCAAGGGAGAAAAGUUCUAACACGAAUUCAACAAAUUCUAAAGAGUCUGUGUUUGAUAGACUUUACAAACCGAAAAUCGUACACAAGCAACCUAUUGAUAAUGUUACAAAACUAAAAACUGAUCCGAAUUACCUUAAAAAGGUAAUAAAAGAUUCCCAAUUGAUAACUAAUAGAAGACAGACUUUUUUCGAACAAAAAGCUGAAGUGAGACGUUCAAUAUCCGCUAUACAUUUUAAAAGAGUUCACAAAAGUGAAAUAAGCAACUGCAUCCAUAAAUGGGCGUCGAUCGGAGACAACAUUAACAAAGAGGACUUGCAAAACGUAAAUGAAGACGAAAGUUUGAAAGAAGAGAAAGUUAUUUCCGCUGUUAAAAGCGAGAGGAAGAGAGUCAAGUUCCGUACACCUCUACCGUAUAACUUUAACACUCCGAGGCCAGAAGAGCUGCGGUCAAAAUUGCAGAAUUGGUGUAAAAAGAAGGGAAAAUCCAUAGAUUCGUAUCACCAUUUGCAAUGUUUUGGACUUCACCAUCUAUCAAACGGUGUUAAGCCAUUGGAUGUACUGCAGUUUGAUGAUGCAGAUGACAAUAAAGAAAAUAUAGCGUUAGAACAUGACAGUGAUAAUGAGUCAUUUUUAGAAAACAACAAUCAAAAUGGUAAUCUGGACGGUGAGGAUAAAAGCCAGUUCUCCGCGGACAAAUGGCGUAGAGCUAGUAACACUACUGACACUAGUGACUUUAAUGAGAGCUACAUAUCCACGUUGACCUCGAGCGAGGCGGUGCACCAUGUCGACGAAUUGCUGCUGGGUGCAUUAAAUGAUUUGACGGAGCUAUUGCGCGAGGGUUUUGACUGGGAGCAAUGCGCGCGGUGGCUUCGCGCGGUCCGCGAGCGGUUCCCCGGCGCGCCCGACUCGGCGCCCUACUGGGAGUGUCGCGCGGCGCUCGAGGAGAGGCGCGGCGACCUCCACGCCACCGUGCAGUGUCUGGAGGAGGCCAUCGCUAAGGGCACCGAACAAUCGGUGGUGGAAGCAAACCUGGACAGUCUGCUUAAUAAGUUCAUGCAACUGAAAAUAAGCCCCAGCAGUGGGCGCAGCAGGGUGGAGGUGGAUCCCAAACUCGUCGACGUCAAGAACGUGUUCAAGAGCACCAUCAUACGCUUUGCUGUACAGCAGGCUAAGUUACGUCAAUCAAACGGCACUCCAAAGUAUACAGUGACGCCGGUGCGUCGAAGCCACCGUCUUAGUCGGACGCACACCCCUGUUCGCAUAUGCAGCACGAUACACCAGGCGAAGGAGCUCGGUGCUGAGUUCAGACCCAACAAAGCACUUAUUGACAGCCCAUAGGAAUCAUUGCUACGGUAGUUUCCUAGCACAUUUCGCGCAGGCGCACUAUGCGCCGCAGGCAUAGUUUUGUACAUUAUUCUUUAUUACAUACAAUACAACCUCAAAAUAACAAAUCGGAAAGGAACAAGUAAAUAUUCCUUACAUGAAGGUUUCUUUAUAUUGAGGUUAGAUUGAUUGAUUAGAUCUAAACUUCGGUAGAAAAUGAAUAGUCUUAUUAACCUGAACAUUGUUUUUGAUAGGUGACAAUAUAUGAGUCGACAAAUUUAGUUAAUGAGAGGUAUUUACACUUUUUUUGCUUGUUGAAAAUUCGUUAUAAGUAGGUUAUCCGCAAAUGUAUAUUUUACAUUGACUCUCAUGGACAAUUCAAGUGGAUAACGAAGAAUUUGUUAAAUCGAGGAAGUCGUUAUAUUAAGGUUCCACUUUAUUAUCUAGCCAUUUUAUUUGCACCAUAUUCCCCAACUUUAAUCCAUUUUUGUCUCCUGACGUAGGUCUUCAAAGUGCGUAAUUUACGCGAAUUCUUUCUCACUGAACGCUGGCGUGUAUGUAAAUUUUAAAACAAUUAGGUGCUGUGACUAGAAUGACACGUUUAAUAAUAGUGCACUUGUCAUAGACAAUAGCACGCUGUAAUUGGUGCUUUAACAUUUGAAGAGGCGCUGACGCGACCAAGCGGGCUCACGAGGUAUCCUUGUACCUCACUGUACGCUUAAACCAGCGAUCCUAUCGAUAGAUAUUUUCUGAAAAAAUACUUUUACAUAACGAUUGUUGAAUUAAAAUAUAACCAUGCUUAUUUAACUAAUGGUAAUUUAACAUAUAAAAUUUAAAUAUAGUUUUUCAUAAAAUUUUUAUUUAAUAGUAAAUUUGUGUGCAAAAAAAAACCAUUGAAACAUAGAAUAUGUUUUAUGUUGGCUAAAAUAUCUCACAAAAAAAAAGAUAUAUAGUUCAUACGUGGCAGUUUAUGAGCAUUAAAAGAUGUGGCUGUGAUUUAUUUCUGGGUGAAUUUUUUUUAUUUGCAGGACCAUAUCUAUUCAUUUGUAUAUAUGUCACUUAUGCUUUAUACAACGGAGGUCUUUUAAUUCUCUUGAUAUUUGCCUUGAAACUUCUAGUUUGGAGGUUUAAAAUUGCAUUUAACAAUUUAUUUCAAAGUGAAGGGUGCGUUCUUUAAGGUCAUUGAUAAAAUUCAAUUGGGAACUAAAAUUGAUAUUUAAAUCUAUUUUUUCUUUAUUAAAUAUGGCGCUUGCACUACACUUCUGUACUUCGCUACUUUCAGAGCUCUAAUGACACCUCAUUAUUUCAUCUGUAUAAUAAUUCAUCCAAUAUUAAAAAUAUGCAGCUUAGGUAAAGCAUUUUAUUUCGUGUUUUUCUUAAUAAUUUUUUUUUUUAGUUUCUUCAACAUUAUACUUUGAAAUAUUUUCAAAUUGAGUUGAAUGUACAGUUCAUUCAAGAUUUAAAAGAUUUGCAUUUUUUUUAAGGUUAUUGAACUUGGCGUAUAGCGCUGUCCUGGGGUGUUGCCCUGUGAAUGACAUAAAAAUUACCAUUUUCUUAUAAACUAUUUGAAUAUCAAAUUUAAAAAUAUUUAAUAUAUAUUCAAUGAUUGAUUAAGUUGACAAUAUAAUAUUUGUACAUAUUUUAAUGCAUUAUUUUUCGCUACGACUAUGCAAAGUUUGCUGGUAUAUCUACUUUUCUAGUGAUAUUUUUUUUCUGGCUGGUACAUGAAAGGCAGUAAAUCAUGUUAAAACCAAAUAAUUUAAAUUAAGUGACUUAUUUAAGGCAUUUAAAAUUUAUCUGUAUAAUUAAAA
This is a messenger RNA of Pararge aegeria (speckled wood butterfly), 4174 nucleotides long. RefSeq lists its product as uncharacterized. Bases 147 to 2378 code for a protein of 743 amino acids. The transcript is spliced from 7 exons. The record is from RefSeq and is a predicted model, not a curated record. NCBI's taxonomy places the organism in Eukaryota, Metazoa, Arthropoda, Insecta, Lepidoptera, Nymphalidae.